Trichoplusia ni (cabbage looper) is the source of this 2496-nucleotide messenger RNA. Its product is annotated as keratin, type I cytoskeletal 9-like. The record is from RefSeq and is a predicted model, not a curated record. Lineage: Eukaryota; Metazoa; Arthropoda; Insecta; Lepidoptera; Noctuidae. Bases 405 to 1997 code for a protein of 530 amino acids. The transcript is spliced from 2 exons.
UGUUGUAGUAAUGAGGUCGCGCAGGCUCCGGGCUCACGUCCGUAUGACAUCUGUGUCGAUAAGUGCAUCAAAGCGUGAUCGAGUAUGACGCAACGCUUCCGGUUUCUAUUACCUCAUUGUUGGGUUCGGAAGCUCUGUGGCUCGCUGGCUCGCUCCCAUUCUUUCAGCCGCUGCAGUGAAAGGGUCCUCCGAUACACUUUUACCCUUCCGACAACAGCGGGUGCGCGCCACCGAUCGCUCUCUUAUAAAUUGGGUGAAAACACAGCGACAUCACAUUACGAAUUCGGCGGCUGUGCAGGCAAGCCGACCGAUACACACGGAGAUAUUUGUUUGUGUUGUGCUCCAAACAUUGUGAAGUGAUUUAGUUUCAUCUACGCGACGAGUUUUACAAAUAAGAAUCCAAAAUGAAAUUCACGAUCGUUUUCACCACAUUGUUGUGUAUAUCGACGUCAUGGGGCGUGCUAUCGAAGAAGGUGGAAGAUCCGAAAGAUAAGCGGGAGACGGCGGUGGGAUACGGAUCCUCGGGCAUCUCGGCACACAGCUACCAGGCGCCGUCUCUCGGCCAGGGAGACGCCAGCGCCAUCAGCGUCGGAGCCGGCUACAGCAUCGGCGGGGCCAAGCCCAGCUACAGCUUCGGUGGACAAGGUUCUAGCGGAGCCCUCCAGUAUUCCGCCGAAGGCUUGUCACAGUUAUCUCCUAACAGUCACGGCACCAUCCAACUGGCGCCUAUUACCUUACAACCAUCGCAUGGCGCUUUUGCAACAGGAGAUCUUUCUCAGUUCAUGAGCCAGCUUUCUCACAGUCUUGGCGCAGGUGGUCUUUCGCUGCAGCCUUCCACCGCUGUUGCAGAAUUCCAUCAAGGAGGUGAAGGUAUACAAGCUGCUCAGGCUGGCCAAGGUCAGGAGUACGCUUAUCCUCAGUUGUCAUAUGGCGCUCCUAAACAACAACACUUUGUUUUAUCCGAUGAGCUGCAACAGCAACUGUCAUCAUCCUCUGCUUACUCAUCUGGCGGCGCUGGCGGCAAAGGCUUAGGAAACUAUGCCACUGGUCCAGUACUAUUCACUCCUUCCGAGGCCCAUUCUAAUGCUCCCGCUGGCAAUUACGGUGCUCCUAGCUCUGGUCAAUUACUGGGUGAUGCUGGUUCUCUUUCCCUGGGAGGAGGUCAUUCCCUAGGUGGUACUGGUCAUUCUCUUGGCGGAUCUAGCCAUUCCUUUGGCGGAGCUGGUCAUUCGUUUGGCGGCGCUGGCCAUUCCUUCGGCAAUGCUGGACAUUCUCUAGGUGGGGCCGGUUUAUCCUUUGGCGGGGCUGGUCAUUCCUUGGCUGGACUUAACCUUGGUGGCCAUUCCUUCGGCGGCUCUUACAAGCAAUUAGGUAGUGGAUACGCUGGUCCUGGCAAAACUUCUUUCAAACCAUCAGCAUACCUUGGAUCAUCCGUUCAAGGAGAAUCUGGCCACGGCCUUUCUGGCCUAUCGGGAUCCUACGGUAGUCCAUCUUUUGGUAGCUACCGCGGUUCCAGUCACGGUGGGUUAUCUCUUAGCUCUGGCGGUCACGGUGCUAGUUUCGGUGGAUCGCAAGGAGGUUUCGGUAGUGGAUCAUCAAAGUACAUUGCCCCCGUUUACCACUCUGCUAAAGCUGAAGGUUUAGAGAGCGCUAGUGCCUUCUCUUCAGGUCACGCUGCUUCUCCUCCUGGCACUACCUACGGUUUCCCUACUUCUUCUUACUCAUCAAACAACGCUCAUGCUGCCUCAUCAAACAGGCCUUACUACAUUAGCAAGCAUCAUCACCACAGCUCUCCCAGUGGUUUCGGAGAGAGCAGUUCAUCCUUCAAGGCUCCAGCAUCCAGCCAUAGUUCCCUCACCUCUUAUUCUUCUGGCCCCAAGUACAGUUUCGGUAGCUCGAGCUCUCACUACGCACCAAAAGACGCUCACGGCUCGGCCAGUGAGACCACAUACAACACUAUUAAAUACAGCGAAGAAUUGAAACCACGUGGUCAUUAAAAUAUGUUAAUUUUGCAAUAAAAGCUUUGUGUAAAUAGUUGUUCACAGUAAAUUGUAGGGGUGUGUAGGCGUGAUAAGAGUGAUCGCAUAGUGUGUCCGGCGAAAGUAUUUUGGUAUUAUUAUUUAUUUGAGUACCUACGUUCCGCUAAUUAACUGCGCAGGCGGCCACUUUGUUACUCGCCGUGAGCGUCAGCGCGUACGUGUCGUGUUUUGGAUAUCUUGUCGGUGUGCUUUCUUUUCGGUAACACGUGUGUAAUCUGUAUAAUCAUGUAGAUUGAUAUCUUUCAUCGCAGUUCGCUUAGAAUUUUGUUUCGACAAAUUAACAAUAUUGAAUAAUAAUGUGCAUCUAAUCUUACACAACCUCCUAAACCACCGCUUAAUCUCUUGUGUGUUGCGACGUGAAUUCCUGUAAAUAUAGUAAAUAGUUAAGGUUGUCUAUUUAUUAUUUUAUAAUUUUAGUAUUAAGAUUGUUAUUGUUACAAUAAAAUUCUUAUAAAAA